Molecule: messenger RNA, 1920 nt
Organism: Nilaparvata lugens (brown planthopper)
Lineage: Eukaryota; Metazoa; Arthropoda; Insecta; Hemiptera; Delphacidae
Exons: 1
Coding region: 1106-1642 (178 amino acids)
Biological process (GO): regulation of transcription by RNA polymerase II
Cellular component (GO): transcription regulator complex; nucleus
Source: RefSeq, a predicted model, not a curated record
UAAAAACAACUGUUGAAUUGAUUUCGAAUUGUCUCAUUCCUUAUUCAAUCGUAGAUAUUAAUUCAUCAAAUGUAACCCAAUAACAAUUAUUUAUCAAGAACUGCAAUCAUGAUGCUUGGUGGCUAAGGGAUGUAGUAUCUCCGUAUCCGCUCGCAACAACAUACCUCGAAUGGGGUGCUGAACAAUUACACUUAAUUCAACCUUUAGGCAAGGCGAAUCAUGCUUUGAAUCAGCCUUCUGGUAGCAAUCACCGCUUUGUUAAUCAAGCUCUGAACCAUCCUCUAAACUGUCUCUAGUAUAUCUUACUAGUGGAAAGAUACUCGCUGAUGUCCCGUCUCUCUGUAUCACCCAAUUAUCCUUUCCAAAGUAAAUACGGAUUUGAAUUCAUACUCGGCUUAGCUAUCAAUUUUUCAAUCAAAUUUAAGAUUAUUAUUUUGCACGAUCAUGCGUGAUAGUACCAUCCAUGUUAUGAAGUUAGUACUUUGUUUCUAGGCACCUUCGUCGUAUUCAGUUAAGAUAAGAAUUCAUGAAUCGUUCAUGAAUACAGGUCUUAUGAUCCUAAGGACAGUAAAGGUUGAUUCAGACAUGUGGGACUGUGUGCGUUGCGUUUGCGAUGGGACUGCGGCCGGUCGAUUUUAGAUGGAUUCGUCAAAACGGUCUCUCCACUUUAAAUAUUUGGCUAGAGCCUAGAGUCAUUCACACAUAGGGGACUGUGCUGGUACCGUACUGCGUUGGUGUUGCGACUGUGUCAUUUGAGAGCUCUUUCAGAGAGCUCUUCAAGGCCACGGUCUCAUGCCCUGUGGGUCGCCGAAGCGGCUUCGGCUGUUUCCGUACAGUCUCGGUCAUCUUCGUGUAUACCUGCCGGCUGUUCUGGCUUGCAGAUGUUUACAAGCGUUCUACCCUACUACCCUCAUUCAGUUCUAGUCGAUGCUUCAUCCCUUUACAAUCUAUUGCGAGAAUAGUUUUUAAAAACGUAAAUUCGUAAUGGAUGACGAGAAACUGAUUGUAUUGAUGACGAGAAAGUGAAAGUUAGUAUAAUCUGCAGCAUGCAGAUUAUGAUUACAAUAUCAUUAGAGAAAAUCUAUGGAAGGAAAUUGCAAUUAAAAUGCAGUUAUCUGUAGAUGACUGCAAAUCGAAAUUGAGAAAUCUUCGUUCAUACUACAGGAGAGCACUUCAACGGCGAAAAACUGUCAGUGGACAAGCCGCGACAAACAUGAUAAAAUGGCGGUAUGAGGACCAGAUGGCCUUUUUAAAACCUCACAUUCAAGAAAGAGAGACGGUGAGUAAUUUGUCUCCCCAUGAAGAUGUGACUGAGUCGUUGAGUGUUGAGGUGGGUGAUGAAACGGAUUACGUAGGGACACCGGAUGUAUCUCCAGCUACCACCUCUUUGUCACCAGCUCCAGCUUCAACUCCAGCUUCAGCUCAAGCUCCAGUUACAGCUCGACCUCCGGUUUCAGCUCGACUUCCAACGAACAAGUUGAAAACUUUGCCAACUACACAUUUAAGUCAAGCACUGACAAAUUUCAUUGCAGAAAGAAAAACGACAAAAGAAGAAACUCCCGAAAUGUUAAAGAAGAGGAAAUUGAUGACUUUCUUCGAAGACAUCAGUGAAAGCAUGAUGCGAUUUUCAGAAUUGGACUAAGCUGAAUUGAAAAGAGAUAUUUUCAAUUUAGUAAACAAGAAGGAGAUAGAAUUAUUAAAAAAACAGGAGUACAAUCAACCUGCAUACAAUCAAGCAUCUACAUCGGCUGGAUUCUUUAUGAAUACAGCUGAAUCUGGGUAUGGCCGCUACGAAUAUCCAGGAUAUGAUGCACAUCAGCAAAAGAACAUGCCCCAAGACCCAACCAUAAAUUAAUGAAAAAUUAAUUCCUACAUCCUUUUCUCUCUUUUUCAACUAGAAUAAUUUAUACUUAAGAUUGU